AGAAACGUGAAAAUGGCAUAAACAGUAAGGUGCAUUAACGAUGACCUAGAUUAAGCUAUAAUGUAGGCAUCCAGAGCCAUCCUUGCGGUGGCGGCGAUUAAUAUCUUCCACGCCUAUUUCAAUAAUCAACUGCCACGCCCUUGAACUGUUCUAAACUCAGUGAUUCCUGGAAGAGCCAGGAAUAUGGCUGCCACAGAAUGGGUGGAAAUCAUAGAGCCGAGAACAAAGGAGCAUAUGUUUGCGAACCUGACUACUGGUGAAUGUGUCUGGGAUCCACCAGUAGGUGUUCCUGUCAAGAAAACAGAUGAUAAUCAAUGGUGGGAACUGUUCGAUCAGAAUACCUCGAGGUUCUACUAUUACAACGCUGCCAGCCAGAAAACUGUCUGGCAUAAACCUACUGGGUGUGAUAUUAUCCCUCUAGCUAAACUACAAACACUCAAGCAGAAUACUGAACCUAAAGAUUCUAGUAAUAAACUCAGGUCUACUGUCAGUUCUGAAACCUUCCCUGGCACUACACUAAGCCCGCCAAGCACACAACCAUCAGGGUUAAAAGCUCAGAAAGGGGUCAGCCCAGGGAGUACAAAAAUUACGACUUCAACAGAUGCUCAAACCUCUCCGGAAAACACAAAAUCUAAACGAUAUCGGACACCACGCUGUCGUGCACACUCAACAACAUGUUCUCUUUCAUCCUCUUCUCUACCCAGUCAACAGAAAUCUAAGUCAAAACCAGAAACCUCGAGUCGAUAUAGUAGUCGGAAACAUAGGCAAUCAAACCCCGACAAUAGUGACCGAAUAAGUGUCGGCAGUGCUAGCGACAAAUCAAUUGUUUCGAUGCCAUCAACAUCGAUAAAACGGAACAGUGUUGGACAGACAAGCCUGCAUAGUGCGCCGGCCGCCGCUGCUGAUCGGCUAAGUGACCGAUUAUCCCUGGACGGUGCUAAACACAGUUUUAACAACGGCGGAGUGAAGUAUUACGGCAGCACAGGUGGUCAGUACGGCGUGCCAGGGCGGGACCCUGUCGGACAGUACGGCAAAGGAUUCGGGACGCAGUACGCCUCAGUCCGUUAUCCAUCUUCUUCAGGUUAUGUUUAUCAAGUACCGCUCUCUAAACAAAGAAGUUUAGAGGGAGACCAUUUUAGGAUUCUACAAUCCCCCCCGGGCCAGGAGGGUUCCCUUUCCAGGUCUAUCAGGUAUAUUCAAGAGAAUGGUAGAAGAUCUGUAGAAUCUACUCCUCAGUCAGCACGAAGAUAUCCACUACCUAGUCCAGAUGGUUCGGAUAGACGCCGACAUUCACGCAAUAGUUCGAUCUCAAGCACUGGAAACCCAAUUACCAACGCGAUGUCUGGGAUUGCGAGCUCGAUGUCAAGCUUCAGCAACAGUCUCGGGUUUGCCGGACACUCGAAUGUCGAUGGAUUUCCUACUCCUAUGAUAAAUAGACGAACAGUGCCGGGCAGCAGUGCUCACGAUCCACGUCGUGUUCUUCCCACUCAUACCAGUGAAUCAGAGGAGUCCACUCAUAGUCCACAUAAGGAAAGAAAGAAAAAAGGAGACUCAUUUCUGGAUUCGGGAUCAACUCUAGAUGCUGAUAAUAAAAAAUCUAACAAGAGUCUUAGUCAGGAUAUAAACCAACCCUCAUACCGGAGACCUGAACGCUCCCUUACAUCUUUAUCCCUUCAGGUUAAAAAAUGGAAGAAUAAAGCUGGGAAAAGCAAAUCCAAGGAAGACGAUAUUCCAGCAGCAAACUCCUUCUCCUCCCCUCAUCAGAAACCAGCUCCUCCUCCCAUCCAUACUAAACCAACUCUAGGGACAAGCAACCACACUAAACCAAUCCCACCUGUCAUCCAAUCCAAACCCAACCAAUCCUUGAACCAUAGUAAAUCCAAUCCGGUGUCUAAAGGAAAGCAACAUGGUGGCAAGGAGGUUCCACAACCUAAGAUUUCUCCGUUACAACAAUAUAUCCUGGAACAGGCAAAGCUCUCAGGAUACAGGUUUGGUGACAAGCUGGGUGUGGUAAAACGAGAUUCAUUCAUAGACUCAGAGUCAGAGUCGCAUAAAACUGGUGAUGAUAGUGAUGCGUUUGCGGACGAUGAAGCCCCAUCUAGUGAUGGAUAUGAGGAGAGAGACGACAUAUCUCUUGUAUCGACAGUUUCCUCUGUCGGAGAAGACGACAAUUACUUGACAGAGCCGACAUACAACAACCUCGAUCCGGUCUGGGCUCAGAGACAUGGAUUCCCAUUAGGAAAGUAUCGUGAAUACGGAUCUAUUCAACAUAUUUACACAAGACCAGAAAAUGCUCUGGACAUCGAUACCUUCUCUGAAGAGUUUGAUCUGAGGAUGAAAUAUGGGCGUACCCCAGCCUCUUCAACCAUAAUACGCCCCACACAUUCUCUAGGGGGAAGUAUACCCUCCUCCCUGCCCCACUCCCUACCCCUAAGACCAGGGAGUGCUAUGCCCCCUCCGAGGGAUCUAGUGGAUGGGCGGGGGGAUCUAAUGUCAAGUUCUCAUCUUUCAGAAAAUACAUCAGGGUCGACGUUAUCUGUAUCCGCGAGCAUACAUUCAACCUUGUCUGCGGGAACCCUGGCGGACUUCGAGAACUUCGCCGCCAGCAACCUUAACAUACAGAAGAAGGGGAUCUUCAGGAAGAAGAUGUCGUUAAAGGAUGUUCUCUCCUGGCAGUCAGAGGCUAUAAGUAAACCAUUGACGUUUGUUACGGAUAAACUACUGAAGAAGGAAGCGGUGAACGUGUUCAAACUUGUUCAAAUAUAUAUGUCAGACAGGAAAGCAAAGAUAGGAAUGACAAUAAACUCGGUUGCGAUGGAUAUUGCUGAAGCCGGGUAUACGAGUAGUAAUCUACGGGAUGAGAUAUAUAUCCAACUAUGUAAGCAAACUUGUGAGAAUCCCCGACGUGAAAGUUUAAGACGGGGCUGGGAACUCAUUGCAAUUUGUUUGGCGUUCUUUCCUCCGUCUGAGACCUUCUACCCCUAUCUACACGGGUUUAUUUUAAAACAUCGUGAUCCUUCACUAGACUUCCCGGAGAUAGGUCGUUGGCCUAUUCAUGUACAGAUAUCUCAUUACGCUGGUAUUUGUCACAAAAGACUGGAGAGGAUUGGGAUUGGAGGUCGUCUUAUGCCGAAGAAACCAUCUCAAGAAGACAUAGAUCAAUCUAGGCUUCAAAUAUUUCGACCCAGCAUGUUUGGAGGUACAUUGGAGGAAGUGCUGGAUAUUCAGAAGGAUAAAUUUCCUACACGUCGUCUUCCAUGGAUACUGACAACCCUCACAGAACAAAUAUUAGGAUUGAAUGGGUUGAGUACUGAAGGUAUAUUCCGUAUCCCCGCAGAUUUUGACGAGGUUUCAAGCUCUAAAUGUCGAUAUGAUCAAUGGGAGGUAUCCUCGUGUUCUGAUGCUCAUGUACCUGCAGCACUACUCAAACUGUGGUUAAGAGAGCUUUAUGUACCGCUUAUACCAGGUAUAUAGAUAU
This is a messenger RNA of Eurytemora carolleeae, 3478 nucleotides long. RefSeq lists its product as uncharacterized. The record is from RefSeq and is a predicted model, not a curated record. The coding region runs from base 184 to 3474 and encodes 1096 amino acids. Gene Ontology annotation, cellular component: cytoplasm; cytoskeleton. NCBI's taxonomy places the organism in Eukaryota, Metazoa, Arthropoda, Copepoda, Calanoida, Temoridae. The transcript is spliced from 30 exons. Gene Ontology annotation, molecular function: protein binding; GTPase activator activity. Gene Ontology annotation, biological process: signal transduction.